Hevea brasiliensis (rubber tree) is the source of this 941-nucleotide messenger RNA. RefSeq names its product peroxynitrite isomerase Rv2717c. The coding region runs from base 145 to 636 and encodes 163 amino acids. The transcript is spliced from 4 exons. NCBI's taxonomy places the organism in Eukaryota, Viridiplantae, Streptophyta, Magnoliopsida, Malpighiales, Euphorbiaceae. The record is from RefSeq and is a predicted model, not a curated record.
UGCAAAUAAACCAAUUCUUUAAAAAAUUCAAUUAAUUUUUGAGCCCCUAAAUCAAACCGACCUAGAACACAGGAUAAAAAAUAUCGAGGUCAACUGCCCGACGAAACCUUUGCGGCGGAGAAACCAAAGACACAGAAUUAGGCGAUGAACGCAAAUACGCCGCCGGAAGCAGCUGCGGUGCACCCGGCAAUAGCACCGCUGUCAUACCUGCUGGGGACAUGGAGGGGCCAAGGCGAAGGUGGCUAUCCAACCAUCGCUUCUUUCUCUUAUGGCGAAGAGCUCCAUUUCUCUGCCAUUUCUGGCAAGCCUGUGAUAUCUUAUACUCAAAAGACAUGGAAGCUCAGCUCUGGAGAGCCUAUGCAUGCAGAAAGCGGCUACUGGCGGCCCAAGCUUGAUGGCUCUAUCGAACUUGUGAUAUCUCAGAGCACUGGUCUUGUUGAAGUUCAGAAAGGAAGCUAUAAUGCGCAAGAGAAAACUGUCAAGCUUCACAGUCAACUGGUGGGCAAUGCUUCUAAGGUAAAAGAGAUAAGUCGUGUGUUUGAAUUUGCCAAUGGAGAAUUGUCUUAUGUGGUUCAAAUGGCUACCCAUCUUAAUAAUCUUACACCACAUUUGAAAGCUGUGCUCAAGAAGCUCUAAUAGUGUUAUGCCUAUUUAAAUUUGGCAAACAUGUAAUCAGGCGUUCUUGAUUGGCUCAUUGAUAUUUGUUGCUGCUAAGUCCUUCACAAGUUGCUAGUAUUUUUUUUUCCCCCAGAUGCUGUAAAUAAGGCCGUUGGUCGAGUGAUGACAUCUCCAAUUUAAGCUAUCGUCACCGGGCACGUUCUCAGUAAAGUUUGAAUACAUAUUGAUAAAAAAUUUCAGGUUCACAUUAUCUUUUCAUCACUGAUGCAUAAGGAAACUCUUAAAACUUUCAUUGCUUAUUUAAUUGAGUUGAAUUCCAUCAA